Trichoderma atroviride IMI 206040 is the source of this 987-nucleotide messenger RNA. NCBI's taxonomy places the organism in Eukaryota, Fungi, Ascomycota, Sordariomycetes, Hypocreales, Hypocreaceae. The record is from RefSeq and is a predicted model, not a curated record.
AUGCUCUUCACUGCUGCUCUUACCGGCCUCAUGGCCACCGCUGCCAUGGCUGCUCCCUACCGCCGACAGACAAACUCUACUACUGGCCUGAACGUUGUCUACUGGGGCCAGAACGGCGGCGGCACCAUCGAGAACAACGAUCUUUCUACCUACUGUACUGCCGAGUCAGGCAUUGAUGUGAUCGUUCUCGCGUUUCUCUACCAAUAUGGCAACGGUGUUACCAUUCCAAGUGGCGUUAUUGGCCAGAGCUGUGCCAUUGAUACCUCUGGCAACCCUUCAAACUGCGACGAUCUUGCCUCCGCCAUUGCUACUUGCAAGUCCAACGGAGUCAAGGUGGUCUUGUCUCUGGGCGGCGCAGUUGGUGCCUACUCUCUCUCUUCUCAGCAGGAGGCCGAGACUAUUGGACAGAACCUCUGGGACGCUUAUGGCGCUGGCAAUGGAACUGUUCCACGCCCAUUUGGCUCUACCACUGUUGACGGUUGGGAUUUCGACAUUGAGGCCUCGUCGGGCAACCAGUACUACCAGUACUUGAUCGCCAAGCUUCGCUCAAACUUCAACGGCGGCAACUACGUGAUCACAGGAGCUCCUCAAUGCCCGAUACCAGAGCCGAACAUGCAACAAAUCAUAACUACUUCGCAGUUCGAUUACCUUUGGGUCCAGUUCUACAACAACCCCAGCUGCUCCGUUGGCACUUCUACUCCCAACUUUGAUGACUGGGUUUCCAACGUUGCCAACACUCCCUCUGCUAAUGCCAAGAUCUUCCUUGGCGUUCCCGCAUCGACAUUGGGAGCUACCGGUACCGAAUCUGGUGCUCAAUACUAUCUUGAGCCCUCUGCUCUCAACACCCUCGUCGGCCAGUUCUCUUCCAACCCUGCCUUUGGCGGUGUCAUGAUGUGGGCUGCCGGUUUCUCCGACUCCAACGUCAACAACGGAUGCACUUACGCUCAAGAGGCCAAGAAAAUUCUUACUACUGGCCAGAUCUGCUAA